Pundamilia nyererei is the source of this 5077-nucleotide messenger RNA. RefSeq names its product LHFPL tetraspan subfamily member 4a (gene lhfpl4a). Gene Ontology annotation, cellular component: plasma membrane; postsynaptic membrane; inhibitory synapse. Lineage: Eukaryota; Metazoa; Chordata; Actinopteri; Cichliformes; Cichlidae. The record is from RefSeq and is a predicted model, not a curated record. Gene Ontology annotation, biological process: gamma-aminobutyric acid receptor clustering; sensory perception of sound. The transcript has 5 exons. Gene Ontology annotation, molecular function: GABA receptor binding. Bases 702 to 1448 code for a protein of 248 amino acids.
AGUGUGUGCAGCGGUGUUGGAGCACUGAUUUGUCCAUCAGCGUACACUUGGGGUGUAAGGGUUUCUUUGUGUUCUGGCGAGUUUUCUUCGUGCAGCAUGUCAGAAGCUGCACGAGUGUCUUUCUGUAUUUCUUCUGGAUCUCUGCUGAUGUUCAGAAAGCUUCCUCAUCAGCUCGGUGAAAGUUACUGCUGUCACGCAUCGUUUUGAAGCGUUUUUAUUUUAGUUUGUGUUAUUUUUGCUCGAACAUCCUGGUCUGGAUGCGCAGCAGAGCGGAUACGAGAAGCCCGAGAAGCGCUGAAAUGAUGCGCAUCCGUGGCCGCAGCGUUUCGCUCUGUGAGCUCGGCCGUCCGCUCUCUACACACUGAGAAAAGCGGAGAAGAGGGGAGCCUUUUCCCGUUAGCCGAAUCACGUUUCACCGCUGACUGAGUGACUGAUCAGAGCUAAGGAAAACGGAAGGAGGAGUGGGGCGUGUGGAUGUGAGAGUAAAACAAAAAAGAAAGGAAAAAAGCAGGAUCUGGAUGCAGAAGGGAACAGCCACUGUAUGCGGGCACAAUUGUUCCCGAGAUUUUCAAUAGAAUAGACAUUUGUUUUCAUCCUUUGUACUUGCGGAUUAAGAAGUUAGUUCGAGAAAAGAAGAAAUAGCAGGUUGGCGCGCUGUUGUGUACGGUGGGUGAGGAGGGUUUGGGGGGUGGGAAAGAAAAAUGCUGCCUUCGCAAGAAGCCUCCAAAAUCUACCAUGACAACUAUAUGCGCAACUCCAGGGCCAUCGGGGUCCUGUGGGCCAUAUUCACCAUCUGCUUGGCCAUCAUUAACGUGGUGGUGUUCUUCCAGCCUUAUUGGAUUGGCGACAGCGUCAACACACCUCAAGCCGGCUACUUCGGUUUGUUCCACUACUGCGUGGGUAACGGGAACUCCAACCGGGAAUUCUCGUGCCAGGGCAGCUUCUACGAAUUCGGCUCCAUCCCGUCAGGAGCCUUUAAGGCGGCCUCAUUCUUCGUGCUGAUGUCCAUGGUGCUCAUCAUCACCUGCAUCGGCUGCUUCGCCCUCUUCUUCUUCUGCAACACUGCCACGGUCUACAAGAUCUGCGCCUGGAUGCAGCUGCUAUGCGCCAUCUGUCUCGUGCUUGGCUGUAUGAUCUUCCCGGAUGGCUGGGACGCAGAGGUGAUCCAGGACAUGUGUGGUGAGGACACUGGAAAGUAUACCUUGGGCAACUGCUCUGUUCGUUGGGCCUACAUUCUGGCUAUCAUCGGCGUGCUGGAUGCCCUCAUCCUCUCCUUUCUGGCCUUCGUGCUGGGCAAUCGGCAGAGGGACUUCCUGCAGGAGGAGCUGAAGGCUGAAAACAAAGACUUCGUUGUGUCAAGGCUCCAUCUUGGUCCACCUCUGCGAAUGGAUGGUAUUGAAAUACAAGAAACUAAGGAUCCAAGAUUUUGUGUUCAGCAGUUCCACUGAGAACCAAAGAUCUCUUCCUCCUCUUCCAGCUUUGUGCCUCGUUCCCCGAUACUUCACCUCCUCCAUCUCCUGUCCUAAGCUCUUCAGGUGAAACCCUUUUGAUUUGGGUUUUGGAGGUCAAAGUUUGUUAAGCAGGACUGACACGGACUAAUCUAACAAAGUCAAACUGUUUGAGAAGAAACAAAACCUGAGAGAAAGUGGGAUGAUCAGCUUUACCAAACUCUGGGAUAAAAUCAUUCGCAAACACACACUCGUAUUGUUCCAUGGAGUUAUUACAGCAAAGCUCACAGAGUUAACGAUCUGUGAUUAUUGAAUGAAGAAAAAAACCACUUUACAGCUUUAAAAGUCAAAAGAAGAAGUGCGUAUGUAAAAGCACACAGGUGCUACUUAUGACAUAACAACAAAGAAAUGAAACAACUUUUGUACAAUUUAGACGAGGUGUCAUUUUGAAGUCUUUUUUAGGUUCAUUUUCAACUUCUCUUUGUACACGACACGGCCUGAGCCCGGGAACGUCAAAAUAAACAUGUUUCUAUGGAAAUAGGUAAAUACAUACUUUUAAGCAUUUUGUUGCCCAUACGUGAAACAACAUAUUCAUCAGCUGUUAGCAGUAUAAUGUGUUUGUCCUUUACUCUGUGUGUAAUAAUACCAACAGAUGGCCAAAACGUUCGUAUUUCACAACAUUACAGUUUUGGGUUUGUUCAUCAAAGGGGCGAUAUCUGUUCUGCUUCCUCAGCUGGGUUCUGUUUGUAUGUCCAAAAACAGCCCUGCAUGCUGCAUCUAUCUCAGGCCUGAAAGACGAUGCUGGGGCUCAGACUCCUCGGUCUGCUGCGCUGUCCUGCUACAUGCCCAGCAGUUGAAGAGUAUUGAGAGGACAAGAAAAAGAAUUGCAUACUGUGUAGCUAAUCUUAUAUGGACACAGACAAUUGGCUGACAUGAUGAUUAUACAAGGCAUUUUCAUUUUGGAAGGCACAACUGAAUGAGAAGGUGGAAAGAAAGACUAUCGUGAUCAUUAUUUACUUAGAUGUUUUUAAAGUUUUAAACUUGCUUUUUCCAAGUUGCUGCCGGAAAUUUAGACAGAUUUAAUCCAACAGCUCUGUAAAGUCAGUGAAUAAUCAAAUAGAAUCUAGAUUCUGAUGGACGCACUAAUACCCUAGUGCUGAUGUUGCAUGAAUACAGAGAAAGUCAACACAGGUUCAGAUCAGGACGAUCUAAUAAAAACCACAAAAAAACCUCAUGGAUCAUUUUCUGAAAGAAAACAACUUUGGAACAUUUAGGAGUCUGUUGGGGUUUAAAGUGGCCCUUGUGGAAAAUCUCUUUUGGUGAUUACCAAUAAUGCAAAAGUCUGUAAGAUGCUUUAGUUAGCGCGCCCGUUUAUAGUCAGGGGCUAGUUUGAUCAUUUAUCAUGAAUUAAAUGCUGUAAAAGGCAUUUAAACUAAUUACUCAGCCUAUCCGGGAAAGUUUCUUUGUUUGUUUUUAAUAUUUUGACGUAAAUUUCAGUUGUAAAGCUGAUGUUCAACAAAGUCAGUUAAGAAGCUACAGCAUCUCUUUUAUUCAAUGGAAAAAGGGUUGUGGGCUAGCCAUAGCUAACCAGCUAAAGUCACUGAAGUCUGUUUAUCUGUUUGCCUCAUGAAUUGUACAUUUUACAGUAUAUUUUCUUUAAACUUUAAAAUGGGAUGUCAGAAGGCAGGCUUUGAUCUUACCUCAAUUUUGACCACAUAUCAAAGCUAUUUAGUAACCAUGUCUUGGAUUUGUAUAUCAGUGUCGCUUGUAGGAGGCAAAUGAUGCUAGUGCUGUCAGUUUGGGCAUCUUUAGAAAAUACUAGGACAUCAUCAAGAGCAUUAAAUUUAUAAUCUAUAUUCAAAACGCUGGUAUAGUGGCAGACACACAGAGGCAUGCAAUGAAUGAAAGGAUGCAGAUUUAACCUUUGGAAGAGUUUCCUGAGCAUUUUAGUGGUAUGAUAUUGCACUCACAGUCAUCUCCAGUGAUAGAUGUCCUUUCAUUUUCUGUCAGCCUCAGGAGUCUUUUUCCUUUUUCCUGCUGAGGUGUAUUAAAACACUCAUCCAUCGAACCGUUCUCUUCUGUUUAUCCAGUUCAAUCAUCAUAUAAUAUCUGCAGUAAUAUUAGUUUGACUUUUGAUCCUCAUUGGUUGAAUACCUGUGUGACUGGAGCAGUUAAAAACAUGUGAGCACCAAAGGAUCUUUAGUUUUUGUGAGAUUUUCUCAGGGUUAAAGUUUCCAGUACAGAUUUCUCAACUAGUUUUUGCACAAGCAAGUAUAUGUUUACAACACAUGUAUUGAUACUUGUUUUGGCUGAUCCCUUUAGGGGUCACCACAGCAGAUCAUCUGCAUCCACCUCUCCCUGUGUCUGGUAUCCUCUUCUGUCACACCAACCCCCUGCACUACAUCCACAAACCUCCUCUGCAUACAUCCUAAACCAUCUCAACCUUUUCUCUCCAAACCGCUCACUCAGAGAUAUCUUUCUGAUGUACUCAUUUCUCUUUCUUGUCCUUUCUGGUCAAUCUGAAUUUAAAUCUUAACAUCUAGAAUUCUGCGACCACCUCCACCUCAGCCUCUUAUCGUGGUGGAGUAAGGUCUCACUGGCGCCUUGUAAGCCUUCUCUUCCACUCUUGCUGCUACCCUUCUAUCGCAUGUCACCCCUGACACUCAUUUCCACCGAGACAACCCUGCCUCACCUCUCUUUUGCCGUGUCCGUUGCUUUGGAUGGUUGACCCCAGGUAUUUAAACUCAUCUCUGCUCCUUACAUGUUAACAUUUCCACCAGUUUCCCGGUAAUUCACACACCAUCACAGCUAUGUCAUCUGGACCAGCUGUCUUUCCACUCUUCAUCAUCUUCAUAGCUGCCUUCACUUAUUCCUUAUUAAUCCUCUGCACUUCCUGAUUCAAAAACUCUCCACCAUCUAUCCUCCUCUCACUCUUGAUUUCUUCAUUCAUCGGCUCCUUGGAGUAUUUCUUCUGUCUUCUGUCUUGUCAACAGACUCUUCAAUCAUUAGCACAUUUCCAUUUCUGUGUUUAAUCAUCCUAACCCACUGCACAUCUUUUCCAUCUCAGUCUCUCUCUGCCUGGCCAAUUGAUAGAUUGGCCAAGCAGAUAGAUUUUCUCUCUUUGCCAUAAGCCUAACCUUCCAAUACUUCCUCUGUCCAGAGGAUGCACCAAACAGCUUGGCAGCUUCCCUCAGCACUACAGCUGUAUGUUCCCAGUCAGCUUGUAAUUUUUCCCUUCCACCCAGAGCACGUCUCAAUUCCUUCCUGAGCCUCUGCCCUCGCUUCCUCUUGAUGAUUGAAGUGAUCCUACAGACUACCAUCUUUGCUGCCUAGUUAAAUUCUCCUGUGCGACCACCGUGCAGUCUCCUACCUCUUUCAGAUUGCGCCUACUACAUAAGAUGUAGUCCACUUGUGUGCACCGUCCUCCACUUAUACACCACCCUAUCUUCCUCCAAUCAAUUCAACAGUUGUACUAAUAACAGCAAAAGUAAAUUGGUAUUUGCUAUGAUUUGUUUUCCUUGAAUAAUUUGUGGCAUACUCAACAAUGGCAUUUGAGCUGCUCUGAAUGAGUCAUAUGUCAAAGACACAUCCAUGCAAAUAAAUAUAUAAAUAAAAAAGAUUUGGUCUUC